UACUCCAGGACAACUUAGCUCUGUGUCCUUGUUACAGCUGGCCCAUCAGACUGUAUCUUAUGGCUUUGGUCGACUAGAUUUAGGUGUGUGAUGUGAGGCCUGUGAAUACAGGCCUAAUUGUCGUGUACAGUGGAAAAAGCAGUUGCUGCUGUUGUGUGAAGGACAAUGGACGAUCCUGAGGACGGAAUGCUGUGUGACACGCCCCCUCUGAUCCAGAUCAAACAGGAGGUGACUGAGGAAAUGAUGAUGGCUGACAUGUUGCCCACGCACACCAAGCGAAAGAUCAAGUGCAAGGAGGACAAAAUAUGUAAGGUGUGUGGGGAUACAGCUCUCGGCUACAACUUUGAUGCCAUCACCUGCGAAUCCUGCAAGGCUUUCUUCAGGAGGAAUGCUACGCGAGAAAAGAAAAUGAAAUGCCUUUUCCAAGGUAACUGUGAUAUAACUGUGAAAACGAGAAGAUUUUGCCCUCAUUGUCGUUUGAUGAAAUGUUUUAACAUGGGCAUGAAAAAGGAUAUGAUAUUAGAUGAGACUGAGAGAAAGGCGCGUAUGGAGAAGGUGACUCAGAAUCGUCAGAAGCGGGCCAAGCGGGUGUCAUGUCAGUCUCUGCCCGACACGGAUAUUCUGGACACCAGUGAUGUAGCCUACUCCCCUCCCAGCACCAGCACCGGCAGUCCCACCAUGACGACAUAUGCUUCUGACAAAUCCGUCUCCAGUUAUCAUCAAGGCUCCAGCCAUACUGUUCAUCCCGUGUCAAACGCGGCGCUACCAGCCGACCCUCUGUUGUACCGUCAGCUGACCUCCUCAGAGAGUGUGCUACUUGAUGAGCUGAAGGUAAUGUACGAGACAACGCUGGGAAGCUUUCACUAUGAUUCUUAUUUCGGGGAGUCAGAAAACUACGCCAAUGUCAACCAGUUGGUCAAUAACUCGGAAGUCUGUGUCAGAAAGCUGAUAAAAUUUGUGAAGAAGUUAGAGGAUUUCCGGAUGCUGAGUCAGGAGGAUCAGAUAACGGCACUGAAGGCGUGUGUGCUAAACACUCUAUUGCUGCGCUCUGUCUUCUUUUACAGUAUAGAAAAGGACGCCUGGCUCACACCUAGCGGAGAUAUUCCUACGGACAUUCUCAAGAAGGCGACAGGUUUCCACAACCUGCAUGAUUCCCACAUCCAGUACUGUAAGACUGUCAAGUCAUUAGUACGGGACAAUCUGAAAAUUUUAGGUGUUCUCCAGGUGGUGAUUGUCUUUAAUCCUGAUGGUCAGGGAAUAACUCACCGUGAGGCUGUGGCAGACAUACAGGACAAGUAUGUGAUCUUACUCAAGCACUACCUAGAGUCAGAAUUCUCCUAUUCCCAUGCUAAAGAGCUCCAUCCACAACUGCUGCUGAAAAUAGCCGAACUUAAGGGACUUAGCGAGGAACAUGCUAAAGUCUUGCUUCAGGUUAACCCUCAUCAGAUUGAGCCGCUUUUGCUGGAGAUCUUCAACCUGAAGAUGUGAAUGUGCUAAGUGAUUGCAAGGACUUACCAGACAUUUGUAUACACAUACAUGUAUAUGUAACUGUUGCUGGGGUUUUACUACAAGCAGAGUUGGGAACGGAAACCUUAGCUACAAUUAGAAGCUGCCAGCAGCAGUAGAUCUGCUGUCAAUUUGUCUCUAUAAUCAUUCUUUCAAUGGCAUAGUGGACUUCAGACAUCCCAUUUGCAAGAACAUUCUGGCACACAGGUGAUAGGCAUAUAAUUGAGGCUUACCACUUGAGCAAAUUGCUGUGUUCUCUCCUGUUGUCUUACCAGAAUGAGUUAACCAGCUGACUUGACACUGUUUCUUCUUCCUAUGUUGUCAUAAUCAUAGUAAACAAUAAUCCUUGUCAGAGGUUGCAAUUUGAACGCAGAAAUGGUUAGCUCUGUAGGUAAUGAUUCCAGUGCUGUUGUUCAUUUCGUUAUUUUAUUAUUUUUUUUUUUUUUUGUCAGAUGCGUUUGAUAUACUUUUCUCUGAUCUUGAUUUAUGUACAUGUAUGUACGUCAUCUUUUUUGUUUCUUUCUGUAAUGUCUACUCUGUAUGGGCCAUAGCUGUGCCACUGUCAGAUGGGCGGGAUGAAAAGAUGGUGUCGUCCAUGCACUGUUUCAGUAGACUGGUACGUGUAGAUCAUUAUCUGUGUUAUUGUGCUGACAUAGAUGUGCAUGUACAUACACUUGUACAACUGUUUCCAACGUAUCCAAGGAUUAUUUCCAUGUUGUUAUUUUUAUGCUUGUAAUAAGGUUAUUGUUAUGUGACAAAGUCACAUGGGUAGAAACACUCAAGGUAUUUUUAUCAUCAUUGUUAGUGCUUGAUUAACAUGUUAUGAAAUCUAUCAUAAACAUGUGUCUAGUGCCAUAUUUUGUCUCAUUUUAGUUCCGUCGUUAAUGGUGUAUUCAUUUAUAUAUCUUCAUGUUUUUAGUUGAUUAUAGCAUAUACAAAGUAUCCAUUUGUUGUUCGUUUUGCAGUUUGCAUUCUCAGUAUCAGUCAGACAUGUACAUGUAUGCGGUCCAGCUUUUAUACAGUUUAUAUGCACCCAAACUGUUGCUUAUCUUCUUUCUUUCAUUAUAAUUCUUGUGCCACAAACCUGUGCUUUUCCUAGGGUUAACACCACUUAUCUUAUCGAUGAACUUGUGGUUCAUGUUAUAUGGCUGAUAGCCAGAGCAAUGUACAUUUGUGUUGAUGUGUACCAGGGUACAUGUACAUGUAAGUAAUCUGUCACCUUGUCCCAGAAAAACAAUAGAAUCUAGACCUUAAACAUGUCUAGAUACACAUGUACAUGUCACGUGUACAUGUACGUGUACACGUGUGUACACGUGCACGUACAUGUCAUUCAUACCAUUUUUCAGGUUGUUUCUGUUGAAUUACAUGUAUUCAAUAGUUAUAUACAUGUAUGCACUUGUGUAUGUAAAGUUACAUGUUUUUGAAUUAAUCUUAAUAAAUUCCUCCUGAAUUCCCACAGUACAUCAGGUCAGGAUUAUGUUUUACUAUGAGUUUCACUCCAUAGGGAUUUCAGUUUAGCAUAAUUUUGAGGUUAAGCAGCUCCUCUGUCAUUCUGAAAUUGUUUACAUUGUAACAGAAAUACUGUAUGUACACAUGUACAUGCAAUUUUUUUUCAGGUUGUCUGAGUUUUGAAAGUUGUUUUAGUUCUGUGAGAUAAACCCUGUGGAAUAUGUUUUUUUCGUGGCAUCAUAAUGUACAUUUACCUCAGCUUAAUCAUUUUAUUUGUUUUGGAUAUUUGACAUUUAUAAUUACGAUAUGUUAACUUUGUUAAUGACUGAUGCAAUUGAGGUUUUAUAGGGUUACUCAGCCAAAUUAUGUAGGCAAUAAGGUGAUCUUGAUCAUUUAUGGUGUUACUACUGACUGUAUGUUACAUACAAAUAAGAUAUGAUAACCACUAGAGUUUGUCUCUCUAACAUGACCAGCUAUGUUCACUGACACUGUUAGUAAUCCAUUUGUUGCCAAAGAGGAACAUGUUCAUUCUGCUUCUCUAACUCGCACAGAGUACAUGUUUUUUUCUGCGCAUUAGUCAAGAACAUGUACAUGUAUAUGUGGGGAAACCUGUCUUUUUUAACUUAUAGCAAUGUUUGGCACAAAUUUGAUGUAUGCUUUCAGUUUAACCUUCUCUAGAAAUUUACAUUGGCAUUCACAAUGGUCGUAAAGAACAAAACCAGUCCAUUACCAAAUAAGUGUGUAAUUUAAAACAGCUAGCCAAAGUCAGUGUUAAUAAACUGGCGUGUUUUGGGUGGGGGGUGGGGGCGUUGGCAUAUGGCUAUUAAAUUGGGCGUAUGAAAAUUGAACAUGGUGAUUGCCACUUGUUGGUCUGCUUAUAUUCAAGUCAUUUGUUCAAGUGGUUUUUGAAGAAAUGGGUAUGUGGAUGUUUUCUUUUUAAAAUGUAAACCCAGAACAGUAGUGUGCUUGCAGUGACUUUUCUCUGCUACAUGUACCUAACUUAUUCUCAAACUAACCUAGGCUUUGCGCGUGUGUAUUUUGUAAACAUGCAUUAUUAAUAUACAUGUACUUGUUUCCAGUUCCUAGGUGUUUGUCAGACUGCUUGGUUGAGCUAUUGUGCAGCCAUCCUUAAAGAUGCAGUUCUGUUUAAAAGAAUUCAGACUUAUGUCUUGUCAAGUAAAUAGAUUGCCUUUAAUAUACACGAUGGUUGAAAAACUUGCUCUAAAAAGAAAGUGCUUUAAUUGCAGUUUUCUCACAUGCUUAAUUUGACACUUGGUUGCUCACAGUCUUAUACCAGCAUCUAUAUGGAAAGAAAGUUUAUACAAGAUGACAGGUGUAUACUUUCUAUAUGAAAAUUAAUAGUUCUUUGGGUCUUUUGCUUUCUUUGGUGAAGUGCUUCAAAUGUGUGAGUACUAAUUAAGGCAGACUGUAAUACUAUAGUAUGUAUUCUGUUGAUACUGUUACGAUGUACCUCAUGGUGGUUUACUGUGAUACAACGCUGAACCCUUCAGAUGGAUAGUAAUUCAGGUGUAACACAUGCAUGACAUUGGCGGGAAAAUGUCUGUCAAAGUAGAUUUCAGGUGUUUAGUAUCUGUCCUGGUGCAUUUGAGAUGGUAGUAUGACAUACUUUUUGGUGUUUCUGAAUGUCUGGCAUUUGUAUUUUAAGGAAAAUUGUGAAGGAAUUCAGGAGCAAUACUUUUGUUUAAAAGAAAUUUUUUCAGUUAAAUUCCUCAAUACCAAAAUGGGUGUAUUUGACUCAAAAUGCCCUAUAUCUGUAAUUAGCUGUAAUCUGUAAUUUGAAGUUCAUACAUCUGAUUUGUGUGUGUCAAGAGAACAAUUUCCUGUAAAUAUAUUUGUUAAUUUGUAACACUUUGUCUAUUCUCAUAUGUAUGUACAUAUAUUUAAUUUUAAAGGCAUUUCCUUUCUCUGUAUCUGCUCAGUGCAUACGUUGUCAGUAUAGUGCUAUGUGUCAGGGGAUAAGGUGUGAGAACAGGUGGUAUUUCCUUCUGUCUCAGUGCUAGGCUGUGUAUUUAUAGUAAAUCGGAGAUUGAAAGUGACAUUUUCAGUUGGGUUAUAUAUCUAUAGGUGAAUUUGUAUAGGGCAGAGAUGUUCUGUAAAUGUUGUGCCAUACGGAGACUGUACUGUCUACAGUUUAAAGAUUUAUGAUAUUCUAAAAUAAAUUUAUCCAUGAAUACCAUAUAUACAUAUAUACUUAUACAUGCGUAACUUUAGUAUCCAUAACUUCAGUGCCUGAACGUUGCCUUAUUGGGGAGAUAUUUUUAAUAAUUCUCAAGUGUUCCUGAUUUUGUGUUGGGAACAUUGUAAAUAGAGGGUUCUUGUUCAUUAGUAAAAGUAGAAACUAUCUUCAAAGUAUGUGUGUCACGUAGUAGAACAGUUGUAAAACUAUAUGUAUAGGUGUGAACCAGUACUCCAAGACCUCACCCAAUAUCUGACAGGAAUGACAUAUUCAUGUUUAGCUUUAUUUUCAGUUUGAAACAUGUUAUAGAUAACUCUGAAAAUGUUUUAUAUUAUCUUUAGGCGAUUGCAAUUUCAAAUUCGAAUGUUAAAUCGUAAGUUUUCUUAAGUCAUUUCUAGGAAUUUUACAUAGCAAUGCACACAUUCAAAAACAAAGAAAAAAACAAACAACAAUAAAAAAAUACAAGGGGGUGUCAAAGGUGAUCUUUAUUCAUUCAUAUGAUGUCAGAUAAUGCUGUCAGUUUAAAGAAAGGGCAGUGGAAACUAUUUACCCUUAAAUGACCAUUUCAGUGAACUAUCACCAGAGAGAAUGUACCACCCACUGACGAGUGUAUGUAACUUGACAAGAAGAGAUUACAAUAGUCUGACUGUCUGAUGUUGGAGAACCACACAUUUUGUGGUUUGGAAAUACCCAGCGUAAUUUUUGUGCUGAUUGUUUUAUUCUAUUGCACACAGCUUGACAAAUUGUUUUUAAACUGACUACCUAACUAUUUUUAUGGAAUUCUGUAUCUCUUGUGGAAUUACAACAUAGACAUUCGUAUAAUUCUUCAUAAUGUAAGUUCUUCUUCUGGUUUUGCUGCUUGCCAGUUGGUCCAAACAGUGUGUGGAACAUCUUGUCAGAUAAGUUGAGAUUUCUCAGGUCAAGUGCAGCAUAUUAAGAAAAUUAGAGAAUAUUUUAGGUUGCAUGAUCAGGAUGGAACCACUUGCAUAUUAUGAUUCUAUGCUUUGAUAUUUUCAUGCAUCCUGUGAUGUAAUCUAAGAAAUAGUAAAACAUGGUUUGUAAUCUCACUCUCCAGAUGUAACUGUGGGAAGAGACCUCAGUGAGAGACGCCAUGCUAGAUUUGAUCAUUUGAUCUCCGAAUCCGUCGCCUUUAGUGCUGCAGAGACCUAGACUGUGACAAUAUACAAAAUAUGAAUUCAACACUGAUCUAUGUGUAACUGAUACGAUAAAGACGUGUAUACCACAAGCUGUGAAGUGUUUAUGUUGUAUUUUUCUAGACCAACUUAUUUAAUAAGUUUCACAUAUACGCACAAAUAUAAUGAUUUAAUAGAGCACCAGACAUUUACUGGGAGGAUCUUUGUCUGACACAGCAGCCAUAACAUUUAAACAUAUGAAGGUGUGUAUGUUUGAUAAUUGACCUAAAGUUUCCCCCAUGAAGUACAUCUUACCUGAUUCUGAGAAUUCUGCUGAACUUUGAAAUGUCUUCAAGUUUGUAUGGAAAGUAAGAUGAUAUCCUAGUGGAAAAAAUGUAAGUUUCACUACCAAAAGUAAUAUUUUAUGACAUUUGUCUCUAUAUAAAUGCACUUUUUGGGACAAAAUUUUAGGUAAUUUCAUGUAAUGAUUAUGAAUGCAUUGCUAUUUUCUGUAUGUUUUGUUGAUGAUUGAUGUACUGUAAUUUUCUUGAAGGGCGGCAUUGUUGGAUGAACCUAGAUACUGUUACAGAUGUGAAACAAAAACAUUGCAUAAUAAUAGUAAGCAAAAUGACAUUCACUCACCUCCAUAUUCAGGUAAACAGCCAGGUGUAAUGUGUGUGCAAUACUAGCUAGCUGAAAUGUGAUGGGGUAUUUAUUGUUGUCUAUGAGAUGUUGCUUGUCUCCCUGAAAAUAGUUACUGUUUCCAAUGAGCUAUUAAUAACAACGCUUAACCAUUUGUUUUAGAACAUUGAUUGAUUAACAUAAAGGUGGCUUUUAGGCUUGUGUAUUUUUCUUUUGCUAGCUUGAUUAUAGGCAUAGGAAGCUGGGGGCAUUGCUCCUCCACUUUUGAAAAGUGCCUGACAAUACAUGUACAAGCAGAUCAUUAUAAUGUAGUAUAGUUUUUUCUUUUUCCUAUGCCUUAGUAAAUGACUGGCAAUUCAGUAAAUGCUGAGCAAGGGUAGAGUUAUCUCCCUUGUUUGAAAGUCGCCUGAAGAAGGAGGAAACUGUGUGCAUGCCAGUUUUGUUGAGAAUGCUCUGGACAUGAAGCACUAUAGACCUUUAGUGGCCUAGGUGGCUCGAACCAUUUGCAUCUGGAUCCUUGCCCAGUUUUCUGUGAUAGUCACAAUCUUGGCCCCCCUCCCUGCCCACCACACACACCCACACCAACUUUCUGUGUACUUCCUAUGCCUGUGUAAAGAUGUUGAGGUGUUAAGUUGCAUAUACUGAGUAUGGAUGGCAAGUUUGGUGAUGUCUUCAUUGUAGAUUGUAUGGCCCUAUUGGCAGUCUGUGUUUACGUUUGGGAAUUCUUGAUAUUUAAAGGAGGGAUGUGAUAGUUGGCUGUAUUUUGAAGUUCAAUGGGAAUUAAUUACGUGAUUUGGGUUUAACACUGUUCCUAAGAACUUUCCAUUUACACAAUGGCAAACUGGUUUAUUGGUGGGUGUAGCUUGAGUAAACUACCACCCUUUACUUGUUAGCUGACUAAAUACCUGGGAUGCAUUCUAGCCUUUGACCUCAGUGAUCAAAGAGCAACUUGCUGCUGUGGAAACAAGAUUUGGCUGGAUGAGCCAGCAAGCGCCAAAACACCCUGUUGAUAUUUUAUACGGGCAAAGUUGGCAAAUUAGCUUGUAGCUUUCCAUGAUUGUGGCAUUCCAUUUAUGUUCAGAUAAGUAACUGCUAAACUGUCCAAUGUAUUUGGAUAAUACAGUAGAUUUAUGUAGUAUGAUAUGAAUGUAAUCAAAAAGAAAAUAAAGAAGUUUCAAAUAAAGGCAUGGUUGAAGACCUCACUCCAAAAUCCUAUCAAAUAAAGGGCCAACCAAAAAUCUUAAAAAUUGUAUGGACUCUUAAAUGUUAAAUAUUUUUACAGGAAUGUUUCCUGUUAAACACUUACCAUCACCUUUGAGAUGUGAAAUGUAAGCCUGACAGCUGGGUGUUUUCAGUGAAGGGUUGGCUCAUCAUUGUGGUAUUGCUGUCAGCUUGUAUGCUUACCAAAACCUUUGAGAUGUGAGAUGUAAGUCUGACUGCUUGUGCUCUCAGUGAAGGGUUGGCUCUUCAUUGUGGUAUUGCUGUCAGCUUGUAUGCUUACCAAAACCUUUGAGAUGUGAGAUGUAAGUCUGACUGCUUGUGCUUUCAGUGAAGGGUUGGCUCAUCAUUGUGGUAUUGCUGUCAGCUUGUAUGCUUACCAAAACCUUUGAGAUGUGAGAUGUAAGUCUGACUGCUUGUGCUUUCAGUGAAGGGUUGGUUCUUCAUUGUGGUAUUGCUGUCAGCUUGUAUGCUUACGAACACCUUUGUGAGAUGUAAGUCUGACUGCUUUUGCUUUCAGUGAAUGGUUGGCUCAUCAUUGUGGUAUUGCUGUCAGCUUGUAUGCUUACCAAAACCUUUGGAGAUGUGAGAUGUAAGUCUGACUGCUUGUGCUUUCAGUGAAUGGUUUGCUCAUCAUUGUGGUAUUGCUGUCAGCUUGUAUGCUUACCAAAACCUUGGAGAUGUGAGAUGUAAGUUUGACUGCUUGUGCUUUCAGUGAAGGGUUGGCUCAUCAUUGUGGUAUUGCUGUCAGCUUGUAUGCUUACCAAAACCUUGGAGAUGUGAGAUAUAAGUCUGACUGCUUGUGCUCUCAGUGAAGGGUUGGCUCUUCAUUGUGGUAUUGCAAUCUGCUGAGGCUUUACUUAAAAUAACCGAUGAGGUGCAGGUGGGAAAAUAUUUUUGUUUCAAAAGUUACACGCAGUUUGAAUGUGACAUCUGUUUUUAUUUCAUGACUUAGCUGUUAUGAAAUAUACAUCCCUUAAAUAGGAUUGAUUUGAUGCAUGCACACAAGCUAUUUUAAACUCUAAAUCUCCAGUUCUAUUUAUUGGGUCUGAAUCUUGAGAGGAUUCAAGGUGUGCUAAUUUACAUAUACCUAUACUCUUAUCUUAAAUAUAAUCGCAGUAAAUUAUGACCUACUUCUACUACUUUAAUAAUAAAUGUCUUCACAGCUCAUUAUGUUUGGAUAUACUUUUAAUUCUACCAGCCCAAGUAAUUGCAAUGAUGUUUUUAAAGUCAACAGUAUUUUUACAAUAGGCUUCAGGGAAAUCGCUCCAUCCAGUAAAGUUUCACUCAGGAUUACGACUUGGCAGUCUCGUCAAUGUUGUGUGUGUACCAGAUUGGUCAGAACUUAUUUUAUUAAUUCUAUCAUAUGGAUUGGUUAGUAAUGUUUAUGAUUCAUAUAACCUUUUCAAUAAUGAACUAAAUUACAGUAUCUGGACUUCGUGGUUAAAUCACUACAUUGUGCCAGCAUGGUAUAACAAGUAUUUAACUAUAUUCCAGUCAGGGAAAAUCAGUCUUUACAUAGGUUCUGAAGAUUGUAAAUGUACCCACAUUCUUGUGUUUUGCAAUGAACAGCUGUAACUAUUUAAUGAAAUUUACAUUUAUGCAUUCAUAAUUUUAACAAAAUGUAACAUUUUUUUCAUUAACUUUCCACUGGCUACAGCCCUUUAGCGUUUUCCUUGAUUGCUGCUAAUAAUUUGAUUUUCAUCCCAUGCCGUCUUCUCAUAUAAGGAGUAAAGACAUAGUUGUUCCUUAUUCCCCUAAGCAAGAGUAUACAUUUGGUGUGAUGUAUAUCAGUAAAUUCUUUUAAAAUUUUUAAUGUUCGAAUAAAAGUUGUCAAAAGUAGAAUGGGAAGUGUAUAUAUAGAUUAGUGACAAUUCUUACUUUCAGCUGAGUUCUCUGUAUAAAAGAUCAGAACAGGAAGAUAUUGCUCACCUGUACAUGCCAUUCUUAAAUGAUAAAUUGUCUCAUCAUUGGACAAAUGCAGCACAUAUUCAUACAAACGUUUGAAUUUCUUUCUAAGCGAGAGAAUGUAUUAAUGGUUCUGUUUUGCUUAUUCCCUCAAAAAACAUGUGAUUGAGUUUUUGGUUCUGUGAUGACGGCAUUUCUGUGCAUGAAAACAACCUGUAGCCCUUCAUUCACGGCCUAUUUGUGCUCCAUCAAAAUACAAGCUAACGAUGACUGUUGUCAUCAUAUGCUGCAGAGAAGUGAUGCAUCUUGUAUGCAAUUGUAGCAUAAGGGAUGUCCAUGGGUGUAUGUUUUCAACCACAGCUGGAAGAAGGUUGCAAUAUUGACCAGAAAAUAUUUAUCCUUGAGCAAAAACUGCCUUUUCUGAUGUUUAAAGGUUAUGGCUUGUUGUGAAUUUUAACAUUCAGCUGCUUGAGUUACACAUGUUCGUUUUUCUGUUGAGUUAGUUUGGCUUUCAACUGAAAUUAUUGUUACAUGUGGCACAAGUUUAAUUACAUUGUAUAUUUACCAUGAAAUACCCCAAUGAUACAUGUAUAUGUAUGUCUUUGAUGCUUCUUAAGAAUAAAGAUAUGUGUGUUUUA
This is a messenger RNA of Liolophura sinensis, 10691 nucleotides long. Its product is annotated as nuclear hormone receptor HR96-like. NCBI's taxonomy places the organism in Eukaryota, Metazoa, Mollusca, Polyplacophora, Chitonida, Chitonidae. Gene Ontology annotation, biological process: cell differentiation; positive regulation of transcription by RNA polymerase II; negative regulation of transcription by RNA polymerase II. Bases 166 to 1488 code for a protein of 440 amino acids. The record is from RefSeq and is a predicted model, not a curated record. Gene Ontology annotation, molecular function: nuclear receptor activity; zinc ion binding; RNA polymerase II cis-regulatory region sequence-specific DNA binding. The transcript has 4 exons.